This is a messenger RNA of Larimichthys crocea (large yellow croaker), 940 nucleotides long. RefSeq names its product endonuclease domain-containing 1 protein. Gene Ontology annotation, molecular function: nucleic acid binding; hydrolase activity; metal ion binding. The transcript is spliced from 2 exons. Lineage: Eukaryota; Metazoa; Chordata; Actinopteri; Sciaenidae. Bases 53 to 940 code for a protein of 295 amino acids. The record is from RefSeq and is a predicted model, not a curated record.
UAUAGAGAGGCAUUCCAUCGUUUGUAGAAGCUCACCGAAACAAAGCUUUAACAUGGCAUUUUGGGCGCAGAUGGCUUUCCUGCUUGUCAGCAUAAUAACAUCAGCAGUAAGAGGGAAAGUGGAACAAGAGCUGUCUCCAGAGUGCAGAGAAUUCCUCUACAUGGAAACACCACCAAGUGGACUAGAGCACCACUCACUUCAGUUCAUUUGUCAACGUUACAACAAGAAGGCUCGCUACGUGACACUGUACAAUACUGUGGACCAUAUACCUAUCUACUCUGCGUACACUUACAAACGCUCAGAUGGGGAGAAAUGCGUGGAUGUUCCAUGGAUGUAUGAACCACAGCUCUCCACAUUAUCUGAUACAGAUGAGAUGCAGCCUUUCCCACGUGGUUACAUGCACAUGAAUUUUGAAGAUAGCCAAGCUGUUCUGGAUGACUACACAAACGCCAUCCUUUACGAGCGUGGCACCCUCAACCCAGACGAGCAUCAGGAUGAUCCUGACGACAAGGCGUCCACCUACACCCUCACCAAUGUCGUGCCUAUGGUGCCUGACUUCAACAACAUAGUCUGGAACAAACAGGAGCACAUCAUCCGCAAACGGCUUAACAAUUACUGUCGUGGAACCGCUUACAUUGUCACAGGUAUCACCACCUCGGGGAAGAUGAUCCGCCGGGAAAACAUUAAUCGUGUUGCAGUGCCCACAUACCUGUGGUCAGCUUAUUGCUGUAUUCACUAUGACCACAAUGCACCUUUUAAUGAGCGCUAUAAGUUCCCAUCUUUUGCUCACUAUGGCCUUAAUGAAGAAGAUAACAAUGAGGUGGUGGAAAUCUCUGUCCAGAAGCUGAAGGAGUUUCUCAGGAAAACAACUUUUGUUGAUCAGAACUUUCAGAUAUUUGUAGGUGACUGUAUCCCACCAGCAUCCAGCCAAGCUAAAUAA